Corvus hawaiiensis (hawaiian crow) is the source of this 1540-nucleotide messenger RNA. It is a transcript of the gene ADM, whose product is annotated as adrenomedullin. Bases 155 to 697 code for a protein of 180 amino acids. Gene Ontology annotation, biological process: regulation of systemic arterial blood pressure; adrenomedullin receptor signaling pathway; positive regulation of heart rate. Lineage: Eukaryota; Metazoa; Chordata; Aves; Passeriformes; Corvidae. Gene Ontology annotation, molecular function: adrenomedullin receptor binding; hormone activity. The transcript has 4 exons. The record is from RefSeq and is a predicted model, not a curated record. Gene Ontology annotation, cellular component: extracellular region.
GCAGAGCUCGGCAGUGAUUACUUCACACACACACACACACACACACACAAAGGAGGAGUUCUUGCUCCUCAGGAAACCCUGCAAGCUCGGAUCGCUACUACAAAAACAUUUGUCUCAGUGGAUUAUCCUCACUGUCAGCAGGAGCCCAGCCAGAAUGAAACUAGUUCACGUAGCUCUGCUCUAUCUCGGCUCCGUGACCUUCUUCGGGGUGGAUGCUGCAAGGGUGGACGUAGCGACAGAGUUCAAAAGAAAAUGGACGAAAUGGGCACUAAGCCGAGCCAAGCGGGACGUGAAGCCUGCGGGCGUGCUCCGAGGGCUGGGGGCAGCCGCCGACGUGCUGCCUCUCAUACGCACCCAGGACGUGAAGGAGGAUUCCCGAGUCUCGCCUCCCAGCAACCGGGAGGAUGCUCACAUCCGCGUCAAGCGCUACCGCCAGAGCAUUAACAGAUUCCCCCACUUCCAAACAAAGGCGUGCCGCUUCGGGACGUGCACGGUGCAUUGGCUGGUCGACGAGCUCCACAGGGCGGCCGUCAACGAUAGGAACGAUGCCGCCCCCCCCAACAAGAUCAGCCCCCAGGGCUACGGCCGCCGGCGGCGUUCCCUGCCCGAGCACCGAAGCCCAGCGCGCUCCCUCCGCUCCGGGCGGCGCCCACGGACGCGCCGGGCACAGCCCCUCGCCUCCGUCCUCGGAGUCUGAGCGCCGCAAGACCCGGCCGAGGCCGCCUCGACGGAUGGACUGAGGCACGGGCGGAGAUCCGCCAGGAUUCGCGAAGAGCGCCUGCCCGGGCGGGACCCCGGCGCGCCCUCCGCGGGGGAGCUGAAAGGGCAGCGGACGCUGCGCCCCCCGCCCGCCACGGACUCUCGCCCUCCCCGGGCCGGGCACCGCCGGCUCCCGCAGCCGCCGCCGCCCAGGACGCGAAGGCGCCGCCGCUGCACCCGGGGGGCCGGGCGGCCCUCGCCGCCCUCCCGCGCCCCGCUGCCCCGAGGAGAGGAUGCUCAGGGGGGGACCCGCCGGUGGGCGACGGGCCCCGGCCUCGCCCUCCGCCCCCGAGGGUCGGAGGGUGCGCGUCAGCCGUGGGCAAGGACAGGCCGCCCACAUCUGCUCUACCCUCUGCGUUAUGUGCACCCGGCAGGGAAUCGGACACUCACUAGUCCCUGCGGGGACUGCGAUAUACUUGAACGUCACAGAGAGGAAAAGUGCAAUUGUACGUGGUUUUUGUUAAUUAUAAGUGCGGUGUGUGUGGAUCACGAGAUAUGCAUCGGUAUUUAAGAUUGUUCUGUGUCAUGUCUUUUUUUUUUUUUGGAAAAAUAUAUUUUAUUUUUAUACGGUUUAUAUAUAUAUAUAUAUAUAUAUAUUGCAUAAGGGCAUUUUAAAACAUUGUAUCCCCUCUAUUUUUCAUAUCGUGAAUGUCAAACGUUAGACUCUUUUUCCAUACCUUUUUUUAAUCUUGCAUUCCAGACUGGUGAAAGAUAUAGAGAAUGUAUCAGCUGUUCUCCAUGGGUAAUAUGUGAAAUAAAAUAAACACAAUUACAUAAAACA